AUGUCGCCCACCAAGGAAAAACAAAAACCGCUUCCCUCACCCCUCCAAAGAAUCAAGAACCCCUUCAUCAGCCUCCACGCCGCUCCUAGACCUCUAUCCUUCCGCGCCCGCAGCAAAUCCCGACUCACACUCCUCGUCGUGGCCAUGGUGCUCAUAGUCGCCGUGCUUAAUGAGCUACGCUGCGUGGAAUACGGGUGCCUGUCCCGUGUGGGGUUCUACGGCGGCGAGGCGAGGCAUGUUGGCGGCGGGGCCGUGAUUCCGUGGGCGGGGAUAGAAGCGGGCAUAGAGAUUGACGGGGGGUUUGCGGAAGGCGAGACAGGGAAGCCUGAGGGGAAGGGGAAGGACAUUGGUGGUGGAAAGUGGAUCGAUGAGGAGCACUUGCAAGAGAAGGCGCCGAAGGGUCAGAACGAGAAUGUGCUAGGCCCUGUGAAGGAAGAAUUGGAAGAAGAAGAUUUGAACGAGAGCGAGUACUCUCUGAGGGCAGACUGGGAAGGUGAUGGGGAACCCCCUUCUUCUCAUCCCUCAGCCAGUCCCGCACCAGGCUCUAAAUCUCCCCCAAGCACCAGCCCCGAUAAUUCAACCGAGCUGGGCACCAUGGACAUGGGUUUCCUAGGUGGAUGA
This is a messenger RNA of Trematosphaeria pertusa, 621 nucleotides long. RefSeq lists its product as uncharacterized. NCBI's taxonomy places the organism in Eukaryota, Fungi, Ascomycota, Dothideomycetes, Pleosporales, Trematosphaeriaceae. The record is from RefSeq and is a predicted model, not a curated record. The transcript has a single exon. The coding region runs from base 1 to 621 and encodes 206 amino acids.